UAAACCGCGACCGAAACGAAGCGGCCUAUGCUCAGGACCCGAGCCUAGAAGAAAGAUAAGUGAGUCCUGAAUCCGAUUUAUUAUGGCUACACAAGUAGAUGAGGCAAAGGAUUUGCAGGUAGCAGAUAUUAGCGAUAAUGAGAUGAUGAAAUUUAGGCUGGUACAGUGCGGAUUGGCUAAUAACAUCCAAGCUGUUCAAGCUAAGAAAGAUGACUUCCUGCCCACACUAACAACAUUGCCUGUAGGACCUCCUCCUAUUCUUAAAUGCUUAGAGUCUCAAUUAGCUGAGUAUCUUCAAACUCCUGAACGACUACCGAUCCAUGCAGUGGAACGGGCUCAGAAGUUUUGGGGAAGAGAAAAGAAUGUUGAAAGUUUAUUUAACAUUGGAGCAUGCCCUCUACAGUCCACAUUACAAGUUCAAAGAAACCAGACAACAGGAGAACUACUAGGCUUCAAAGAGGUGCCACUAGAAAACACAGGAUUCACUGCUCAAAACUCACUAUCCAUGCUCAGGCAGCCUGGUCCACUGGCGGAUGCUGUACGCGGUCACUCAACAAACAAGCCAUUCUGGCCUGGAGGUCUUGAUGAGCCGUCUAUCGAGGCCAUCACAGAAUCUAUCCAAGUCAGUUUUGAUGAUGAUCUAUUGACAAUUCCUCCUGGUUUCGAGAAGGGUAUGAACUUCACAGAUGGAGCUGACAAUAAACCAGCUCCUGAAACCCUGAAACUUGCUGACCUUAUGACCUUAGAUGAUGAGGAGUUUGACCUUGGAAAUGAGGAAGAAAGUGACAAUGAAACUGUAAAUAAUGAAGGUAUUGCAGUCACAGGAGCUGAUGCUGGAGAUGCUGAUUUGUUAGAUGUCCUUCAACAGGCUGAUGAAAUAUCCAGGCCUCAGGAGAAUAUAACAGUGGAACCUCCUAAAACAGAGUGGGCCAUAAAGGUGGAUGUGUCUGCUCCAGUUGAUGAUUUCUACAAGAAGAUUCCAAACAUGGCCUAUCAGUGGCCAUUCGAGUUGGAUGUGUUCCAGAAGCAAGCAGUCCUUCGUCUGGAAAACCAUGAGAGCGUGUUUGUGGCAGCUCACACUUCAGCUGGCAAGACAGUCGUAGCAGAGUAUGCCAUUGCUCUGUCUUUGAAACACGGAACAAAAACUGUGUAUACAUCUCCUAUCAAGGCAUUAUCCAAUCAGAAGUAUCGGGAUUUUAAAAACACAUUUGAAGAUGUUGGACUGUUGACUGGUGAUGUCCAGCUGAAUGAUAAAGCAGCCUGUCUCAUAAUGACCACAGAGAUCCUCAGGUCUAUGUUGUACAAUGGAUCAGACACCAUAAGGGACUUGGAAUGGGUCAUAUUUGAUGAAGUUCAUUACAUCAGUGAUGCAGAGAGAGGAGUUGUAUGGGAAGAGGUGCUGAUUAUGUUGCCCAGUACUGUUAAUGUUAUCCUACUCAGUGCUACAAUACCAAACACAAUGGAAUUCGCUAAUUGGAUUGGGAGGACGAAACAGAAAUACAUAUAUGUGAUUAGUACUUUGAAACGUCCCGUACCGCUGGAACAUUUUUUAUACACAGGCAACAGUAAUAAAACUAGUGAUCAACUUUUUUUGAUUGUCGACAAAAAUAACAAGAUGGAUACAAUCGGUUACAAGAAAGCAUUGAAUGCUAAGAAGGAUAGAGAGAGCAAGUCAUCACAGAGCUUUGGAACUAAAGGUGCAAGGGGUGGAUUCUCAAAGAAUGACAAGAAUGUAUAUUUAUCUCUUGUUGAAAUGCUUCGGAAGAAAUCCCAGCUACCAGUUGUUGUGUUUACGUUUUCCAAGAAGAAAUGCGAUGAGAAUUCGUCAACUCUGACUGCUGUCGACCUAACAACGAGCAGUGAAAAAAGCCAAAUCCAAAUAUUUUUACAAAAAUGUAUCAGUCGAUUGAAAGGCUCUGAUAGGAGACUUCCACAGGUUCUGCACAUGAGUGAGCUGCUAAAGAGAGGAAUAGCAGUUCAUCACAGUGGUGUCCUGCCAAUAUUAAAAGAAGUAGUUGAAAUGCUGUUCCAAAGAGGUUUAGUUAAGGUAAUUUCAAUUCCAGUUUG
This is a messenger RNA of Anneissia japonica, 2067 nucleotides long. Its product is annotated as helicase SKI2W-like. The transcript is spliced from 16 exons. Gene Ontology annotation, molecular function: nucleic acid binding; ATP binding; RNA helicase activity. The record is from RefSeq and is a predicted model, not a curated record. NCBI's taxonomy places the organism in Eukaryota, Metazoa, Echinodermata, Crinoidea, Comatulida, Comatulidae. Gene Ontology annotation, cellular component: Ski complex. Gene Ontology annotation, biological process: nuclear-transcribed mRNA catabolic process, 3'-5' exonucleolytic nonsense-mediated decay. The annotation marks the transcript as partial.